Messenger RNA from Naegleria fowleri, 1947 nucleotides. RefSeq lists its product as uncharacterized. Gene Ontology annotation, molecular function: protein binding. Bases 1 to 1947 code for a protein of 648 amino acids. The record is from RefSeq and is a predicted model, not a curated record. Lineage: Eukaryota; Heterolobosea; Eutetramitea; Acrasida; Naegleriidae. The transcript is spliced from 3 exons.
AUGUGUCACGGUUGUUAUGCUCCUCCUAUCUUUCUUUUGCCUCUCAUCGUGGUGCUGGACGGCUUUAACAACGUCCGAAAUGGCAUUCUUGGCCUGGACGAACGCCUUCGGGAGAAUAAUCUCAAAAUGAUGAACUUGUUUAAAACAAAGUCAAAGGAAAUUCAGACCACCUCGAGCCGAAACGUGAAUGAGAAGACCAGUCUUUCCAUUCAAGAAAUUAAGCAAAAUGCCGACUCCAUCAAUUUGAGCGAACAUCAAAGGGACGAAUUGAUCAAAUUACUCAUUCAAAGAAGUGUCGCCAGAAUGGAACAAGGCUCGUUCAAAGAUGCCAAGGAAGACCUUGUACAAGCUCUGGAAAUGAUGAAAUCUCACCAUAAUGAUGAGAGUACAGAAAAAGAGCACAAGCCUGGACAGGUCAUGAUGACCUUCUCAAAGCAAUUCUAUUUAUCUGAAUAUUUACUUGCAAUUUGCGAAGAUGGGUUGGGUAAUUUUGGAGAGGCUGCCCAAAUGUUUGUAAAGGCCAUCCACCACAGGGAGGAAACCAAACAAAUCCUACACUCAGCGCUUCAUGAUGAUACAACUCUUGUUGAAAACAAUAUGGCUGAGUUGGAACACGAGUUCUUUAAAAUGCAGUUAGACGCGAAACAACCAUUGGAAAGAGCAGCAAUGAAUAUUUCAAAAUCAUGGAACGAUUGGGGCAAUUCAUUUGCGAAUAUUGGAGGAAGUGUGAAAAAUUUCAUUAAUCAUGAUAUGGGACUCAAUGUUGAGAAACCUUUAAUUCAAUCGAAACCAAAAUGCAUCAUCUCUAUGGAAAUGCUGUAUAUUCGAGCAGGUUUGGCCUAUUAUAGAGGUGCAUUUUACUCAGAUGCCAUAUCUUGGCUUAACAAAGCUGUGGAAGAGGGCCAAAAGUAUGAAAGUUCUCUAUUAGAACAAACCUACUAUAAUCGAGGACUUGCCUUUUACUUUUACGGGCAAGUCGAUGAAGCGAUUCAAGAUUUCACAACAAGUAUCUCCCUAAUGCCUCUCACUAAACAACGAGAACAGGUUUAUCUCAUGAGAGCCGCUUGUUAUGGAAGAAAAGGUCUGACAAAGAAACGCGACGAUGACAAUUUCAAAGCGAAACUCAUCAAUCUGUUAUGUAAGCCAGUAUCACUGUUCCACUACAGACUAUUGAAUGAUGAUCUAUUGCUACAUAUAUUUUCCUUCUUGGAUACAAGGCACUUGAUUGUGUCAAGCGCGGCAGAUAAGUAUUGGAGAAGUUUGGUGCAAAAAUUCUUCCUGGAAAAUGAUAUCCAUUAUUGUUUGAAUGGUUUGAUUUCAAAAGGCCUUGUUGAAAGAGGAGAAAAGGCCUCUAGAUCAAGCAUUGAAAAAUUGUUCCUUCCACGCCAAUCGUUUACUUCUACUGAUCUAUUGGAGAGAGUUUUGAAACAUCCACUCUUACUUAACUAUGCUAAGAACUUGGUUGUGUAUUCUUCAUACAAACUAUCGGCGUAUUAUGGUGGUGGUCUUUCGUCCUUAAUUGAAAUAGUCUCCAAAAACUUUAAGAAUCUUAAGAGAUUGACGUUUGACGAUAUCGCUAACCCAGUUGUAUUGGCCAAUGAUCUAUCAAAACACUCUCCUCAACUGAAGUAUGUUGAGUUUAGACAUUACAUGCCUUACGACACCACCAACCUCCAAUUGUUUAUCAAAAACUUGCCAAGCUUGGAGCAUUUAGUUCUUGACACGGUUGUGUUUAUGAAGGAAAAAGAAGAUGAAAAUCCAUUUGAUGGAUGUUCCAACUUGCAAUUAGUCGAGUAUGUUAAGGUUGAACAAAAGGACAUUCGAACAUUCAGAGAACAACAUGCUGACAUGAAAUAUUUUACCUGGGAGGAGCUUGAAAAGAAGAACUCACAUAUCAUCUUUAAAACAAUUAGCCCAAGGCCAAGUAUUUAUGAAUCUUAUGAGUAA